Molecule: messenger RNA, 1214 nt
Organism: Melampsora larici-populina 98AG31
Lineage: Eukaryota; Fungi; Basidiomycota; Pucciniomycetes; Pucciniales; Melampsoraceae
Exons: 2
Coding region: 40-984 (314 amino acids)
Source: RefSeq, a predicted model, not a curated record
UUACAUAUAUCACUCUGAACAUCAUAAGAUCACUGCAUUAUGGUCACUGGACAACUGACUCGUUCGGAGGCCGAAUCAGCUCUGAGACGACUUCAAGGUUUACGUGACGAUUGGGAGAGACAACGAACGCGUUGGUCGGAUCAUCAUCAAAAAGCCUUGGAUAUUAAAAACUUACAACGUAAUCCAAGUGCACCCUUGUUAUAUACUGUCGAGGUUUGUUGUAACCAGAUGGGAAUUGCUACGAUACGAUUUAAUGAGCUUGUACGCUUAAUCCAAGACUUUCGAGCUUGUGCACUUUACCUCGUUCAUCUACCGAUUCCAGAAGGACCUGAUGCCUCCUUUCGAUCCGCCUUACCUGACCUUUGGAGUAUACCUCAUGCCGCACCGGGAACUCAAGCCGUGGCCCUUCCUGGACAAGUGGCGGGUUUCUCAGCUGAGAUGGCUAAUGCCAAUACCGUUCAAGGAUUGAGUAACGAUAUCAUGAUGUACAACAAUGGAUAUGGUCAAGAUAGUAUGAUGAAUAAUCAGAUGCAAAAUGGUGGCUUUGGGAUGCCAGGCAUGAUGAAUGGAAUGAUGCCUAUGCAGCCUCAGCAAACAAACAUGGGACAGUCCAUGCAGCCUCAACAAGCGAACAUGGGCCAACCAAUGGGCUUCGUCUCUAAUCCAACCUACGGAAUGCAAAACACUGGAAUGGCCAAUAACUUUAUGCAACCCACCUCUAGCCCUUACUCAUCUCAGCCUUUACCACCUCAGCAUACUCAAGCGCUUUACCAACAGCAAACGGGCUUUCAUCAGCAGAAUGCUCAACAGGCUAGGGUUAAUCAAUUUGCUUCCAAUGUUUUCCAGCCUUCUCCAGGCUUCAAUCCUCAGCAAGCCAGCGGUAACAACAAUUAUCAGAAUGCGAGUCCUCUCAAUCCCUACAAUCCCAACCCGCCACACCAGUCUGUCUUGAAUGCCAGCAAUCGCUUCCCGGCUGUCCAAUGAUGAACGUCAUCUUAGUGUAGAUCUAGUGAAACAUCCUGGGGUACGCGUCCGAUCCAAGACCUGACCGGUUUCCAGUAGCAUCUGGGUGACUCUUUUUUUGCUCUUUUUCCGCAAAUUCAUGAUUCUACACGCAAUACAUGUUGUAUGUUUAGUUUCAAGCCCAUUUUGCAUUCAGGGUAUCACGUCCAAACAUUUUUCUGUAAUUGUACAAAGCUUUCAAACCUUUCGAU